AAUCAGAUGCGCCAGAAGCUAAAAACUGCUCUUCGCGUACCACCGGGACGAUUGGUGCAAAGUCUGAAGGUUGUCGGUGAUAGUUCACGUCGAUGCAAAUAUGUGCGCUGUUUUGUUGGCCAUCGAGACGGUAUAUGGCAUAUCACAGCCAGUCGAGGACCACAGCCUGUUUUGGCUAGCGCAUCAGCAGAUCAAACAUGUUUGCUGUGGUCAGUGGAUACUGGUUCGUGUUUGGCACAAUACCUGGGGCACAUGGGCUCAGUGAAUGGUGCUGCUUUUGGACCUACUGUAACAGCAGCAGCGGCAACCGAUCCCGCUGAAAGAACAAUCGCUACGGCUAGUGGUGAUCGAACAGCUCACAUUUGGAAAUUUACCAUUCCCGGUAUCUUUGUUUUACCAUAA
This is a messenger RNA of Gongylonema pulchrum, 402 nucleotides long. The record is from the annotation of a GenBank genome assembly. Lineage: Eukaryota; Metazoa; Nematoda; Chromadorea; Rhabditida; Gongylonematidae.